Macrosiphum euphorbiae (potato aphid) is the source of this 861-nucleotide messenger RNA. NCBI's taxonomy places the organism in Eukaryota, Metazoa, Arthropoda, Insecta, Hemiptera, Aphididae. The record is from the annotation of a GenBank genome assembly.
AUGGAUGGAUUUGUAAAAAAGCGUAAAUUAACGAAUGACGAUGAUGGUAAUGUAAAUGACAACAAUUUAAAUUUAGAAAUUAAUAUUAAACAAUCCACUUCAAUAAGUGAUGAAAGUUUAAAUUUAAAAGUUAAACGUAAAUAUACUGAUGGUUAUUUAUGUUUUGGAUUUACGUGGAAUGGCGAUACUGACUGUCCUUUACCUGUUUGUAUCGUUUGUAGUGAAAAGUUAAGCAAUGAAGCAAUGGUACCCAGUAAAUUGAAAAGGCAUUUAACAACAAAACAUCCGGGUGAGUCAUUAAAAACACGACUACAUUUUGAACGCCUCCUGAAUUCAAAUAAAAGAGCUGCAUCUUGUAUGAUAAAAAGAGUGACUAUAUCUGAUAAAGCUCUUGAAGCAUCAAUUAAAGUCGCAGAACUGGUUGCUAAAAAUAGGAACUCUCAUGUUAUUGGCGAAAAAUUAAUAGGACCUGCCUGCUUAGCUAUGGUUGAAACAAUGUUAGGUAAAGAAUCUAAAGAUGUUAUAUCCAAAGUCCCACUUUCCAACAAUACUAUUAGCCGCCGAAUAAAUGAAAUGGCUGAUGAUAUUAAUGACAUUGUUUUAGAAAAAAUUAAAAAUCAAAAAUUAUUUUCAUUACAAAUAGACGAGAGUACUGACAGAACUUCUAAAGCUCAAUUACUAGGUUUUGGCAGAUUUGUUGAUAAUUCUAAUAUUGUUGAGCAGUUUUUAUUUUGUAAAGAAUUAAAGUCAACAACAACAGGGAAGGACAUAUUUGACGUAGUAAAUAAUUUUUUUGAAAAAUCUGAAUUAUCAUGGAUUUAUUGUUGUGGUGUGUGCACUGUCUAUGACCGGGAAAUAUAA